GCAUGACGUGUAGCAACCCGUCUCUCCAAUAAAUAAGAGGCUCGCUCGGGUAAAAGGAAAACAUCUUUGCUAUUUUUGGCGAUUCUCACCCAGGCUCUUUGGAACAGCGCACAGCAAGCGCCGACAGGAAGACUUCGGUAUGGAAACGCACAUCAUCUUCUGGAUUGUCGCAUCGCUCUGUGCAGGGUGUUUGGCUGUUCUGGAACUAAACCCCGUCACAGACCCCGUGAUCGGGCUGGUUGGGGGCAGCGUGCUCCUCGAGAUUAAACCCCCGGGACCUCUCGGUGGGAUGAUCUGGAUGUUCGGUCCCGAAGACAUGCCUGUGGUGUCGUGGGCCGGAUCAGAACCAGAGAUAGACCUCGAUUACAAGAACAGGGUUACUCUGAACACGAAAACCGGCUCGCUGCAGCUCAAACCCGUCUCCCUCAACGACUCCGGAGUGUAUACGUUUGAGGGAACAGUGUUUGUGUCGGCAGAGGUGCAGCCAUUCAAGGGGAGUGUCACCGUGAACGUGCACACUCUAAUAGGAACAGUGAUUGUGAACCCCAACCCUGAACAGCCAAUAGAAAACCAGGCUCUAAACCUGACCUGCGAGGUGCUUGGAUCAAAGACUGUUUCCUCAAGGCUCUGGCUGAAGGACGGUCAGCCCUUGUCCGCUAGUGACAGAAUAACAUUGUCUGUGGACAGCAGUGUAGUCUCCUUCAACCCAGUGCUGCAGUCUGAUAAUGGAGAAUAUCAGUGUAAAGCUAAAAACCCUGUAAUUGAAGUAGCGAGCCCUGGAUACAUAUUGGAGGUCAAUUAUGGACCAGAGCAGGCAUCUAUUACAGGACCAGACUCAGCAGCUGAAGGCUCAUCUGUAACAUUCACAUGUUUGGCUCAGUCUCUCCCCCCUUGUAAUUACACCUGGUAUUUCAAUGGAGCAGAGACUGCCCAGGGCUCGCAAUACGAGAUAGAUUUUGUAAGCAAUGCUGAUAGGGGAAGUUACACCUGUGUAGCCUGGAACACAGUGACUGGAAGAAUCACUUCUGCAGUAAAGGAAUUUAAUGUGACUGAAUCGGGUUCUGGUUCUGGAUCAGGAUGUUUGAAAGCAGAGAUUGCGCAGAUUGCUAUCGGCGCGCUUUCAGGGAUCGCUUUGCUGCUCUGUCUUUCUGCAUGAAAACACGUGGUUUUUAAAAUCUCUACUUACUGUUUCACUAACUCAAUAGCUUUUUUUUACUCUUUCUUAAAAUGUUACUCUUUUACACGAUCGUAGAUUUCUUAACCGUUUACAUCCAGCCGAUGAUAUUAGUAAAAGUUUUGAUUUUUCAUUUUUUAUCUUGAUCAAUUUAUAAUACCCAUCACCCACACGGGGAAACACAUGCAGCUUCUCUCCGAAGUGAUGUUUAUGUUCUUCCUUCAGAGUGAUUGGGUUUCAAACAAUCAUGGAAAUGCAAUCCAGCCAUUAAAAAUAAUUACAUAAAGUUACAGCCAGGAUGACUUCAUUGCAAUAAAACUAGCUAGGCAGCUUAACUAGUAAUAUUUAGACAAAUGGUUAUUAUAAUGGUACUUUUGGUGAUUACUGGCAUUUUUAUUUUAAAAUAAAAUCUAAUAUUUCUAUACUUACUCACUAUUAUUAUUUAUCCGACGUUUUUAUCCAAAACGCACAGAGGCUAAGGAGUGUACACUAACAACUGCUGCUGCUGCAGAGUCACUUCCAAUAGGACCUCGUUUGUUUUACGUCUCAUUCGAAGGACGGAGUACAAGGAGGUUCAGUGACUUGCUCAGGGUCGCACACAGUGAGUCAGUGCCUGGGAAGGGAUUUGAACCUCCUGGUAUCAAGUCCUUUUCUUUAACCACUGGACCCCCAAGCCUCCUACUCACACGAUGUGAGAAUGAACGCGCCGCCCGUUCUCAUGUCAUGUCCUGUCAUGUCACACUAGAGCAGAGAAAAAGAACAACAACAUUAUUCAACGAUGUGUCAUGUCCUUGUAGAUACAGGCCCGGGACCCAGCCCCCAGUUCCGAGAGAUAGCAAACAUGCCCCAACAACAGAGGUAGCUUUAGGCUUCGCGCUGCUUCUCAGCCACCCCCCCCCCCCCCCCAUCCCCCCAUCUCAAACUACAGCAUAGCUGUCGUUGUUCCACAGCAAGUUUUCACAUGCAGAACUGUGGAAUGCUAAGGGGGGAUCACGGGUGCCACACGGACCCGUGCUUCAGUUCCUGCCCCAAAAUAACACCUCGACCUGGACUCGCUGCCGCACCUCUUGGGGUCAAUUUAACUAACCGGGACGCCGACGUGUAUACGCAUAUUGUAACCCUUUGCUGGCCAGGGUCCAAUAUAUUUCACAUUGAGAAAAUAGUUAUUUUUUCUUAAUAAAUACUUAUUAAUAAGAGCUUUUAAUUUACAGAUAUGGGAACAUACCCUGGGCAGUAAAGCGUUAACCGUGGCGCUGCUAUCCUCGUUACAACAUUUUAAAAGUACCAAAACUAUGAUAACUGUGUGCGAUUAUUUAAUUCUGACACAUACUGCUAUUCAUUUUAAACUGUAUAACUGCAGAACUGCGGUAAGAGGAAAGCUUCUAAUUUUUAUUUAUUUUUUUAACACAGACAGUGCGUUUCUAUUCUGGUCUAUUGCGUAUAGCACCUAAUGCAACACGCUGAACUGCCACGUUGACUUUCUUUUAAAACAGCAUAUUGUAGGAUUACAAUUUUAAAAUAAUUACACAGGGGAUUGUUCUGCGUAUCUUUAGGACAGCGAGAAGAUGACAAGAUGAAAAUCGCUGUAUCUAGAUGGCACCAGUGAGUCUGAGUCACAUUUGUGGGUUAACCUUUUUUUUUUUGGGAUAAGUUACAAGUCCUUGCAACUGUUUCCCAGAGUUAUUGGGCGUGGCGUGCUUUAUAAAUCACAGAAUGAAUACAGUGCAUCUUUUAUGUUGGGAUCUGCCAGGAUAUUGUGGCAGAGAAACCGUGGAGCCGCGUUUUAAAUGGUAUUUGUCAUACCUAAUUGCGUUCCUGUACAAUUAUUUGCUGUGCUUUUACCACGGUAUUGGAGAGCUUCACUUUUUAACGCCCAUGAUUGAGACGUUUCUGUUUAUUGCCCUGCUACAUCAAUAGAAGUCCGAUACUGUAGAUGGUUUCUGGCUUUUAAGUCUGUAAAUGUUUUCCCCCUUCAUGAAAGUUUAGAUCCGCCCCCCUGGUCUAAUGCUUUUGAAAUGGAAACCUACACUCUAAUGCAUGGGCGGAUCCCGGGGUGGGGAGGGGGGGUCCUGGCCCCCCCUUCAUGAAAGUCCGUAUCCGCCCCCCUGGUCUAAUGGUUUUGAAGUGGAAACCUACAGUCUAGUAAUGGAUGUUUUAUGGGACGUUUCUGUGCGUGGCUCUUUUGAAACGACGCUGGAAAGCGACUUUACUGAUGUCGUUAUAUAGCGUUUUGUCUGUUUGAACUGCAAUCAGUCCCUCAUGCUUGCUUUCUUCUUAGUGACGAUGUGGUUUAUUCUUCUUCUUCUUAUUAUUAUUUAUUUCUUAGCAGACGCCCUUAUCCAGGGCGACUUACAAUCGUAAGCAAAAACAUUUCAAGCGUUACAAUACAAGUAAUACAAUAAGAGCAAGAAAUUCAAUAACUUUUGUUCAAGUAAAGUAUAAGUUUGACAAACCACAAUUCAAUAAUACAGCAGAUAAUAGUGAUCGUUACAUCAGGAUAUGAUUAAAUACAAAGUACUACAGGUUAAAAACUUGGCAGAUUACAGUAUUCUGAAGUACAGGAUUAAAUGCAGUAAAAUAGGGGCUGAUAAGAGCAAAAUAGAGCACAUUUACAUGAAGGGUGAUAGUGUCCCAGGAUACAAACAGAGGAGUUCUACAGGUGCUGUUUGAAGAGGUGAGUCUUAAGGAGGCGCCGGAAUGUGGUCAGGGACUGGGCAGUCCUGACAUCUGUAGGAAGGUCAUUCCACCACUGCGGAGCAAGGGUGGAGAAGGAGCGGGCUUUGGAGGCAGGGGAGCGUAGCGGUGGUAGAGCUAGUCUUCUAGUGCAGGCGGAGCGGAGAGGUCGAGUGGGGGUGUAGGGAGAGAUGAGGGUCUGGAGGUAGCUGGGUGCAGACUGGUCAAGGCAUCUGUAGGCUAGUACAAGAGUCUUGAACUGGAUGCGAGCGGUGAUCGGGAGCCAGUGGAGCGAGCGGAGUAGUGGAGUAGCGUGGGCGAAGCGAGGCAGAGAGAACACCAGGCGGGCAGCAGAGUUCUGGAUGAGCUGGAGCGGACGGGUGGCGGACGCAGGGAGGCCAGCCAGGAGGGAGUUGCAGUAGUCUAGGCGGGAGAGUACCAGGGCCUGGACCAGGAGCUGGGUAGCAUAGUUGGUAAGGAAGGGUCGGAUUCUUUGGAUUAUUCUGUUUCUGAUGUAUCUGUUAAGAAUGUCUUAUUGUAAUAAACUGUAAUAAUUAAAAACA
Molecule: messenger RNA, 4410 nt
Organism: Acipenser ruthenus (sterlet)
Lineage: Eukaryota; Metazoa; Chordata; Actinopteri; Acipenseriformes; Acipenseridae
Product: carcinoembryonic antigen-related cell adhesion molecule 2-like
Exons: 5
Coding region: 140-1156 (338 amino acids)
Source: RefSeq, a predicted model, not a curated record